AUGCUUCGAGGCCAGGUCAUUCCAUGGAGAGCUGCACUCCAUCGUGUGCCGCACUAUGUGAAUCCUAGGAUAGCCUCCCUUUCAACGCGGCAUUAUGCAAGCACUCGAUUUCCAGUAACUCGCACACAGAUAUUUCUUACAUCGACCAUCGCUUCUCGAACGUUCACAUCGAGUCGCAUCUCGCGCAAAGAAAAGGCGCCACCUUCAGAGGACGCGCCGGAAAAUGCAGAGGACGACGAUGGCUCAACAGAGGGAAAGGACACGACGAAGCAGGUAGAAUCCCGACGGAAGUCUGGCGAUGCGACAGACAAGCACACCUCAACGCAGAUGACUGAUACACCAAGUCGACGGCGGGAUAAGAGCAAUACUGAAAAGGAAAAGGAUGAGCAAGCGGAAGUCACAAAAAAGGGAUCGUCUUCCGAAUCUCAACAAUCUAGAAGUCGAGAUAGCAAAGCUGAUUCAAGCUCACCUGCGCCAAUACCUGUCUCCGGAGGGGGAGGAUCAGAAUCGAAGCCCAGCGGUGGGAACAGUGAUGAUGGUGGAAGGAGAGGCAAGAAGGGAGAAAGGUCACUCCAGAAACCCUUCAUUCCCGAUGUAUACCCACAAGUUAUGGCUAUUCCGAUUGCCAGGCGUCCGUUAUUCCCUGGCUUCUACAAGGCGAUCACUGUGAAAGACCCGAAUGUUGCGGCAGCUAUACAAGAGAUGAUGAAGCGUGGGCAACCUUAUGUGGGAGCUUUCUUGUUUAAAAAUGAUGAUGCGGAUGGUGAUAUCAUUGAGAAUAUUGACGAUGUGUACGAUGUUGGUGUCUUCGCUCAGAUCACAUCUACAUAUCCGUUGAAGUCGGAUGGAGAAGGUGGUCUGACAGCUGUUCUCUACCCCCAUCGAAGGAUCAAGAUCAGCACAUUGCUAGCGCCAAGUGAUCCAGCCCGGAACGGUACCAUUGAUCAGCCAAUCUCGAAGGAUGCCGGUGAAAAGAAGGGAGACGUCGUUGCAAGCUUUGAAGAGGGUGCGGUCGAAGCUCAACCGAAGGAGAUAUACCACUACGAGCCAACAUCAUUCUUACGCAAGCACGCAGUUACCCUUGCCAACGUUGAGAACCUUACAGAAGAGCCAUUCGAUAAGAAGAGCCCAGUCAUUCGCGCUGUGACUAGCGAGAUUGUUAAUGUCUGCAAGGAAAUCGUUCAGUUCAACCCGCUCUUCCGAGACCAGAUAUCUGCUUUUGCAACGGACCACUUCCCCGGAAACCUCGGCGAUGAACCGGGCAAACUGGCUGAUUUUGCAGCCGCAGUGUCCGCUGGUGAUUCUCAGGAGGUUCAAGAGGUUUUGGAAGCAAUGAACAUAGAAGAUAGACUUCCCAAAGCAUUGGUCGUUCUGAAGAAGGAGUUAAUUAAUGCUCAGCUCCAGUCAAAGAUCUCGAAGGAUGUGGAGGCCAAAAUUCAGAAGCGACAGCGAGAGUACUGGUUAAUGGAGCAGAUGAAAGGCAUCAAGAGAGAACUGGGUAUAGAAUCCGACGGAAAGGAUAAGCUCGUUGAGAAGUUUAAGGAAAAAGCAGAGAAACUGGCAAUGCCAGAGGCCGUGAAAAAGGUAUUUGAUGAGGAGUUAAACAAACUUGCGCACCUAGAACCUGCUGCAUCAGAGUUCAACGUUACUCGCAACUAUCUUGACUGGAUUACUCAAAUUCCUUGGGGUCAAAAGAGCGUGGAGAAUUUUGGUAUCAAAAAUGCGAUGGCCGUCUUGGACGAGGAUCACUACGGCCUGAAAGAUGUCAAAGAUCGGAUCUUGGAGUUCAUCGCAGUUGGUAAACUCCGUGGCUCAGUGGAAGGCAAGAUCUUAUGUCUGGUUGGACCCCCAGGUGUGGGUAAGACGAGUAUAGGAAAGUCUAUUGCCAGGGCUCUCAACCGGCAAUACUACCGAUUCUCCGUGGGCGGAUUGACGGAUGUUGCGGAAAUCAAAGGACACAGAAGGACGUAUGUUGGUGCGUUACCAGGAAGGAUUAUCCAAGCUCUGAAGAAAUGUCAGACGGAGAAUCCCCUUAUCCUCAUUGAUGAAGUCGACAAGAUCGGACGCGGUCAUCAAGGUGACCCUUCUUCUGCUCUUCUAGAGUUGCUUGACCCCGAACAGAACUCAUCCUUCCUUGAUCACUAUAUGGACGUGCCAGUGGAUUUGUCAAAAGUUCUAUUUGUUUGCACGGCCAACGUAACUGACACGAUCCCGCGACCUCUGUUGGAUCGUAUGGAACUUAUUGAGUUGUCUGGCUAUGUCGCCGAUGAAAAGAUGGCGAUUGCUGACAAGUACCUCGCCCCUGCCGCUAAAGAACUUAGUGGUUUGAAGGAUGUCGACGUUCGUUUGCAACCAGAUGCAAUCGAGGAACUUAUCAAAUUCUACUGCCGCGAGAGCGGUGUCCGAAAUCUGAAGAAACAGAUUGAGAAGGUCUAUCGAAAGGCGGCCCUUAAGAUUGUCCAGGACCUCGGCGAGGAUGCUCUUCCGGAAGAAGAGGCGCUCACGACGGAAGGAAAGCAGGCAAAGGAAGAAUCUGACAAGGAGAACGUCGACCCCCAAGACGUUUUAAUUGAGCCGGAGAAAGCUACUGCUGAGACUCCUCGCGUUGCUUUGAAAGUGCCAGAAAGCGUACAUGUCAGUAUCAGUAAAGAAGUUUUGAAGGAUUACGUUGGCCCACCAGUCUUCACUUCCGAUCGCCUAUACGAUGUAUUCCCUCCUGGUGUGACUAUGGGCUUGGCCUGGACGAGUAUGGGCGGUGCUGCUCUUUACGUCGAGUCAAUUCUUGAGAAUGCGCUUACCUACUACUCUCGGCCUGGGUUUGAGACUACCGGUAAUUUGAUGAACGUCAUGAAGGAGUCAACCCAGAUCGCGUACUCCUUUUCCAAGUCAGUAAUGGCUCAAGAGUUCCCUGAGAACAGAUUUUUCGAAAAGGCUCGAGUACACUUGCAUUGCCCAGAAGGUGCUGUGCAGAAAGAUGGACCAUCUGCCGGUAUCACAAUGGCAACGUCUUUACUAUCUCUUGCGUUGAAUCAUCCUCUUGAUCCUACCAUCGCGAUGACCGGAGAACUGACAGUCACUGGCAAAGUUCUCCGUAUUGGUGGACUCCGUGAGAAGACCGUUGCAGCUCGUCGUGCCGGAGCGAAGAAGAUCCUAUUCCCAGCGGACAAUAUGUCUGACUGGCUGGAACUCCCCGAGAACAUCAAGGAGGGUAUUGAAGGCCAUCCUGUCAACUGGUACUCAGACGUCUUCAACAUCGUCUUCUCCAACCUAGACAAAGAAGCAGCCAAUCACGUCUGGAAGAAACAACUUACCAAGCCAGCCGAUGCGAAAAAGAGGAGGGAUAAGCACGACGAAGAUGAUGAUUAAUCUGUAUAGAACAACCAAUCGCAUUUCUCGAUAUAUUGUCUCGAAGCAUUGUCAAUUUUCUUUCCUCUUUGAACUCUUUAACCCUCGUUAUCACCGUUAUUAAUCUUACGGUGGUAUAGAAAACGAGUAUCUCUCUGCUGUUGUGGAGGAUGGUGCAUGGUUUGGAGUUUAUUUCCUUGGCUUCUUGUAUCCGGACAUAAUGCUACACUUUUUCUUAUCGUUCUACUUUUCAUCUUCACUUCAUCGCACAUCUCAAUACCAAGUUCUCGACAUGCAUGAUUGGCCAAAGAACGCGUCUCUACGCGCAACACAAUCAAAGUCCUCCAGCAUCUUGUGUGGACCAUUUCUCUCCACAUUGAUAUAUACACAUUCGAUGGGGAUAUAUAUUACCCUUUCUCCAUCGGAAAAUAUCCUCUCCUCUCUUGAAUCAAAAAGACAAUAGACCUG
Messenger RNA from Talaromyces stipitatus ATCC 10500, 3813 nucleotides. Its product is annotated as mitochondrial serine protease Pim1, putative. NCBI's taxonomy places the organism in Eukaryota, Fungi, Ascomycota, Eurotiomycetes, Eurotiales, Trichocomaceae. The transcript is spliced from 3 exons. The record is from RefSeq and is a predicted model, not a curated record. Bases 1 to 3366 code for a protein of 1121 amino acids. Gene Ontology annotation, biological process: protein catabolic process; mitochondrion organization; protein quality control for misfolded or incompletely synthesized proteins. Gene Ontology annotation, cellular component: mitochondrial matrix. Gene Ontology annotation, molecular function: ATP binding; ATP hydrolysis activity; ATP-dependent peptidase activity.